This is a messenger RNA of Porites lobata, 2490 nucleotides long. NCBI's taxonomy places the organism in Eukaryota, Metazoa, Cnidaria, Anthozoa, Scleractinia, Poritidae. The record is from the annotation of a GenBank genome assembly.
AUGUCGAUAGGGGUUCCUAUAAAAAUUUUACACGAAGCUGAAGGACAUAUUGUCACGCUAGAAACUAUGACUGGUGAAGUGUACCGAGGAAAGCUUGUUGAGGCUGAAGACAACAUGAAUUGCCAGAUGUCUAACACUACGGUAACUGCAAGAGAUGGCCGAGUGUCACAACUAGAACAAGUGUUCAUUCGAGGAAGCAAGAUCCGCUUUUUGAUUCUCCCGGACAUGUUGAAAAAUGCUCCAAUGUUCAAGAAAAUGACACAAAAGGGUUCUGGAGGCAGUGGAGCAGCUGGUAGAGGCAAAUCAGCUAUCCUGAGAGCACAAGGUAUAAUAUUAUCACUGUCAGUUGCUUGUUAAGUAAUGGCCUUUUGUGUUUGCUUCACAUCAAAGAGACCAUUACUUCAAAUUAAAUCGAACUUCAUUUUGUAAGGGGAGCAACCUCAGAAUACCUAGCCACCUCGAAGCAAUGUCAAUCAACUUCUCACUUAGUCGUGCAGUGAUUAAGCAAAUGGUGUGUUUUCAAUUCACGCUCCCACACUCCCAUUGUCCUGUAGGUAUUUCUGAAGUUUAGCCUCUGAAUGCCACAGUGACCUAAGACUGAGGCAGGAUUUGCUUAGUUCAUUACGGAAUCGCGCCUGUAGAUACGCGUCGCUAGUAAAUGCAAAUUUUUCUGUCAAUCAAAUGUGUCCUAUUAUUUGUAGGUGGAAAUUGGUAAAACAUCAUUAUUGUUUUGGAGACAAUAGAAGAACAAAAGAUAACAGAAAGAUCAAGUUAUGCGGUCUUAAAGCGUGUUGCGUGACUUAAAUCAGUUGGAGCAUUUCUCCUAGCUUUCCCGCAUUAAAACGUUGGAAUGAAAAGUCUGAAGCUUAGCUUUUAAAAUCUUGAUAGCCAAAAUAAAAGCAUUUGGGAAUUCAAAAUCGAUAUUUUUGUCUCCGGCGGAUGAACGGUAAUUUGCAUAUAAGCGUAAGUGAAGCGAAAUAGAUACAAAUUGCCGUGGUUGUAAACACAACGUUUCCUCGAAGUUUUUUUCCUUUUGAAAGCGUAAAUUCGCAUGAAAGAGCUCAGCUUGCACAAAAUAAUAUAAAAUGAAACGAAUCAAGUCGAAAAGUGGUUAAAAAAGUCAGGAUAUUUCAAUUCGAUGGAAAGUAAGUGAUUGGGUAGGUGAUUUGCAUACUGAUAAAAAUAACGUCUAGCGCAGUUCAAAACCGUUCGGCUUCCUGAAUUGUUUCCUGGAAUUCAAUACAUUCUGCUGGCCUAAAUCGUUAAAAUAUGUCAUCAAGUCAAAAUAUUUAUCAAGUUGAGCGUUUGCACUUCCUUAUAAAACAGAGAGUAGUGCGAAAGCUUCGAUCUAUAGAUGUUCUUAAGUUAAAUUACCUUUGUAUCGUGGAAACAAUACCCUAACACUUGAGUCUUGAAUCAAAGGACGCGACAUGCGUCGGCUCCCUUUGUGAGCGCGCAAAUAGUCAUGGGACCCGCGAUUUUGCGGGCGACACGGAUCUACAGGCGCCGUUCCGUAAUGUGAUAGAGAGCUUGACUGCACAGUGGGAGGUCUCAGGUUCAAUUCCCCUGGGGCUGGACCAAUAUCAGGGUCUUAAAAUUAGUUUAGAAGGGAAGUUAAUUCCUUUCCACUGCAACCGGCUAGACCUUUCUGUGGCUCAGGCAACGGUGUAAAAUGGCAGUCGCAGGGCAAGUAAAUUUUGAUCUCUGGCAAGGAAAAAUAGAAGCUUGAUCAAAUUAGACUCAGUGGUCCAGUGAAUCUGUCUGAAAGUGUCAGCCUAGUGGAUGGUAAUUACCAGACAAUAACUAAUUCAAAACUGAAGACUGCAAGAUGAGUUGGACUGUUAAUAGCAUGAAUCAAUUUAAAAUCCAAAUUCGCGUUUGCUUGCUCGUGUCACUCCUCCAAACACCAUAUUGGUGAAAUCUCAGACAAAAUUUGUUUCUUGUGAUCAUAAUUAUAUAUUAUAUUAUAUAUUAUAGUAUCUUAUAUUUAAUAUAACUAUGAUCACAAGAAACAAACCUUGAAGCACAGAAACACACCAAACGGAACAAAAUCCACCAAUCAAAAAUCACAAACAAUGACCUUUAGAACCCAUUGAAGUAAACUACUGUUUCCUAAGAGGUUUGCCAAGAUGAUUGACGGCAGCAAAAAACGGGGCAGUUGGCUGUUGCCCCUCAGAAUCUGUGUGUUUUUGAAAAGCACAGUAAGUGUGGGAAAGCUUGUUAACUAUUCUUUAACAUCAAUUUGAAGCCAAGCCAACUAGAGACACAGCAAAGGCACUUGAAUCAAAAUGCAAGAAUAAGGAUUUGAUGCCUUUUCUGUAUGCAGCAAUGGCACCAAAAUUUAGGGAAAAGCUAGAAAAAAAACUGAACGAAACUUAAGCCUCAUUAUACUCAUUUCUUGUGUUAUUUUUACAGCCGCUGCAAGAGGAAGAGGCGCACCAACUCGGGGCGGCAGAGGAGCCAACGUUUUCCAAAGAAGAAGAUAGUCUU